This is a messenger RNA of Hevea brasiliensis (rubber tree), 1371 nucleotides long. RefSeq names its product protein HEAT-STRESS-ASSOCIATED 32. Bases 272 to 1138 code for a protein of 288 amino acids. Lineage: Eukaryota; Viridiplantae; Streptophyta; Magnoliopsida; Malpighiales; Euphorbiaceae. The transcript has 5 exons. The record is from RefSeq and is a predicted model, not a curated record.
AAUUUUAGAGGUCCAAUUAAUCUUUAGAGCUAAGAAAUGAGAUUUUUGGGUUUUAAAAUGCGCAGCUCCACGUGUCCUUCCAUAAGGACAUGUAAAUUUUGAUUAAACAAGAUGAUCGCGAAUUUCCAGAAGCAGCUCAAUUCUUCUAUUCCUCUGUAAGCACCAUCCAGAAACAAACAGAUCAUUCUCAUAGCCGAAGGAAUUACAUUUUCCUUCGCACGCCGAGAGGAAAGGAAAAGGAAAAAAGAGCAGAAAAGUAAAGGGAAAAAGGAUGUCGGUGUAUUAUCGUUGGAAGACCUUCGACGAAGACGAAGAUCGACCAGAGAAACCUCGCCGAUAUGGAGUCACCGAGAUGCGAGGUCCACAGUAUUCUCUCUUGAGUCACAACAUGCUUCAGGAUAUUUUUGAGUCCAUGGGGCAAUUUGUUGAUGGGCUGAAGUUCUCUGGAGGUUCCCACAGUCUUAUGCCCAAGUCUUUUAUCAAAGAGGUGAUUGACAUGGCCCACCAACAUGAUGUAUAUGUCAGUACAGGUGACUGGGCUGAACACUUGCUUCAUAAAGGUCCAUCAGGUUUCAAAGAAUAUGUUGAGGAAUGUAAAAGCAUGGGGUUUGACACAAUCGAGCUCAAUGUGGGGUCACUUGGAGUUCCAGAAGAGACACUUUUGAGAUAUGUGCGCUUAAUUAAGAGUGGUGGUUUGAAAGCAAAGCCUCAAUUUGCAGUCAAGAUUAAUAAAUCUGAUAUUCCCAUGGGUGGCGAUAGAGCAUUUGGCGCUUAUCUGCCUCCAAAACCUCAAAGCUCUGAACUCAUUGAAGAUGUAGAUCUCUUGAUUAGAAGGGCUGAGAGAUGCUUGGAGGCUGGGGCUGACAUGAUAAUGAUUGAUGCCGAUGAUGUCUGCAAAGAUGCUGAAUCUCUGAGGGCAGACAUAAUUGCAAAGGUGAUCGGACGACUAGGCCUUGAGAAAACCAUGUUUGAAGCUUCCAGUGCUAGAACUGCAGAGUGGUUUGUCAAAUGCUAUGGUCCUAAGGUGAAUCUCUUCGUGGAUCAUUCUCAAGUAAUUGGUCUAGAGUGCCUUCGGGGACAUAACUUGGGUAAAAAUAAUGCUUCUUUCCGUAGUUCACCAUAUUAUUUUCUGUCCUGAAUUGUUGUUUAGUGGUGAUACCUAUGCCUCAUCAGAAGUCAACUGGUUACACUGUUGUUGUAAUCUCGUGAUGUUUGUAUUAAAUAAUGCUUAAUGUACCCCCCAUGUUCUCAGUUCUGGAGUGUUGAUUUGUAGUGAUGAUACUUAUUCCUCGCUGGAAGUCAACUGGCUGUGAGGCCUUUGUAAUUUUGUGAUGUUUAUACUGAGAAUGGUAGAUGUUUUAUUUCUGCAAA